Messenger RNA from Alternaria atra, 2367 nucleotides. RefSeq lists its product as uncharacterized. The record is from RefSeq and is a predicted model, not a curated record. Gene Ontology annotation, molecular function: beta-glucosidase activity. The transcript has a single exon. Gene Ontology annotation, biological process: glucan catabolic process. The coding region runs from base 1 to 2367 and encodes 788 amino acids. NCBI's taxonomy places the organism in Eukaryota, Fungi, Ascomycota, Dothideomycetes, Pleosporales, Pleosporaceae.
AUGCGGCAGUCCUUCUUCGGCUCAGCCUCUCUACUUGUUGGGUGCGCUCUACUUCUUCCCAGUAGCGCACUCGAUUUGGUUCGCAGACAACAGGCAGCCAAUGCAACCUACAAGGAUGCUUCCGCUCCAGUCGAGGACAGAGUGGCAGACCUUCUUUCCCGUAUGACCAUCGAGGAAAAGACUGCUCAGCUCAUCCAAGGAGAUAUCUCGAAUUGGAUCAAUGUCACCACCAAUGUUGUCAACGAGACUGGUCUCGAAUGGAACUUCCGUGUCCGCGCAGGCCAGUUUUAUGUCGGCUAUCCGAUACCUGCAGAGUGGAUCAGCAAUGGCGUCAAAAUCGGUCAGGACUACCUUUUGCAUAACACGACAUUGGGUAUCCCGGCAUUGGUUCAGACCGAAGCUAUUCAUGGUUUACUCGUGGGUAAUGCGACCAUCUACAACAGUCCGAUUGGGCAAGCAUGCUCGUGGGAUCCGCAGCUCAUACACGACAUGGCCGUUGCGAUUGCGAAAGAAUCAGCACCUCUCGGUAUCAACCAACUGUUCGCACCAGUCGCAGAUCUAGCGCGUGAGCUGCGUUUUGGAAGAGUGGAAGAGACGUACGGCGAAGAUGGAUUCCUGGCCGGCGAGAUGACAUAUGAGUAUGUCAAAGGAGUACAAAGUCUGAACGUUAGCGCCACAGUCAAGCACUUCGCCGGCUUCAGCAACCCAGAGCAGGGCCUAAACACCGGACCAGUUCAUGGAGGUGAACGUGAGCUACGAACCACAUGGCUACCGUCCUUCCAUCGUUCUAUCAUUGAUGCCGGUGCUUGGAAUAUCAUGGGUGCUUAUCACUCUUACGACGGAAUACCUUCGAUCGCCGAUGGCCAUAUGCAAGAAACCAUUCUACGCGAGGAGUGGGGCUACAAGUACUGGCUGACUUCGGAUGCGGGAGCCACUGACAGGCUUUGCUGCAGCUUCAAGUUGUGCCAAUGUAAGACAGAAGACACGCCAAUCGACAGUGAAGCAGUGACACUCAUGGCCCUACCAAAUGGUAACGAUGUGGAGAUGGGUGGAGGCUCAUACAACUAUGCCAACAUCCCUCGCUUGGUCGAAGAAGGCAAGCUGGAUAUUGAGAUUGUCGACAGAGCCGUAAGCCGUCAGCUUCGAGCGAAGUUCGAAAUGGGUCUAUUCGAAAACCCAUACCAAGGUCUCUCCACGAACGCGACUGAGUCCAUUAUCCACCCUGAAGAACAUGUCCAGCUUGCCAGGACGCUUGAGGCUGAAUCCAUCGUCUUGCUCGAGAACAAGAACAGCACCCUGCCACUCUCCAAGUCUGCUAACAUUGCCGUCAUUGGGCCCAUGGCGAACAUUACAAACCUGGGCGAUUACGUGGUCUACCGCUCUCAGUACAACCCCACCAAUGUCACUCCAUUGCAGGGCAUCCAGGGUGCUGCCAGUGGCACAGUAACGUACGCUCAAGGAUGCGAACGCUGGUCAAAUGACCAGUCCGGCUUCCCCGAUGCGGUGGCUGCGGCUGAGGCUGCUGAUGUUGCAGUAGUAGUUGUCGGCACCUGGUCGCGUGAUCAGCAGGAGCUUUGGCAAGGUCUGAACGCCACUACUGGUGAGCAUGUAGAUGUCGCAUCACUCAACCUUGUCGGCGCUAUGGGCGAGCUCGUUCAAGCCAUCAUCGAGACCGGCAAACCUACCAUCGUCGUGUACUCCUCUGGAAAGCCCGUCACAGAGCCCUGGAUUUCCGACAACGCAGCCGCCCUCCUCCAGCAGUUUUACCCUGGUGAGCAGGGUGGCAACGGAUUGGCCGACGUCCUCUUUGGGGAUGUUACCCCCUCCGGCAAGCUUUCUGUCUCUUUCCCCUACGAUGUCGGUACACUACCGAUCUACUACGACUACCUGAACUCUGGUCGCUCUACCGACGCCGGGGCGAUUCUACCAAACGGCACCCUACAGUUCGGCCACCAGUACGUUCUCAACAACCCUCAGCCAUUAUACGAGUUUGGUUACGGUCUCUCCUACGCCAACUUCACGUACUCCAACGUUACCCUUUCGAAGACCGAGGUCAGCGCGAGCGAUAAGAUUACCGCGACUGUAAGUGUGACCAACGAGUCACCUGUGGACGGCAAGGAAGUAGUGCAGGUUUACGUACAAGACGUCUUCGCCAGUGUCGUUGUGCCCAACAAGGAGCUCAAGGGCUUCAAGAAGGUUAUGAUCAAGGCUGGAGAGACGGUGGAUGUUAGUGUAGAUUUAGAUGUCUCCAAGUGGGGCUUGUGGGACAGGAAGAUGCAAUAUGUGGUUGAGAAGGGAGACUUCAUUGUGCAUGUCGGUUCGAGUUCCAUGGAUUUGAGGGGUAAUGGAACGGUUACGGUGGUUUGA